Molecule: messenger RNA, 1116 nt
Organism: Hyla sarda
Lineage: Eukaryota; Metazoa; Chordata; Amphibia; Anura; Hylidae
Product: olfactory receptor 1496-like
Exons: 2
Coding region: 1-1116 (371 amino acids)
Biological process (GO): G protein-coupled receptor signaling pathway
Cellular component (GO): membrane
Molecular function (GO): G protein-coupled receptor activity; olfactory receptor activity
Source: RefSeq, a predicted model, not a curated record
AUGGACUGGGUCAAAGUCACUCUCUGCAAGGAGAAGAAGGUGGCCAAUUUCUUUACUGCCUAUGCCGGCUACAUUUCUGCUUUACUUUCCACAACACAAUCGGUCAUCAAACACGUUGGUCACAAUGAAAUACAACAAGAAGAGUCAAAGGAAAGUGAACCUCAUUCUCUAAAUAUCCCGAUCACAGCUCUGAAUAUGCAGAACAACAAUUCUUAUACGGUGACCAAGAUUCUGCUCUUAGGAUUUCAGGAUUUACAAAAUUUUAAGAUUUCUUUCUUUCUCCUACUUCUGCUGAUCUUCUGUGUGACCAUCUGUGGGAACCUCCUGAUCAUUGUGGUGGUGUCCUACAGCCGAUCCCUCCACUCCCCCAUGUACUUCUUCCUCACACAGCUCUCCUCCUCAGAUAUCCUUCUCUCCACCACUAUAGUACCCAAAUGUCUCCACGUUGUGUUGUAUGAAGGACGUUCUCUGCCCUUUAUCGACUGUUUGAUACAAUUUAAUUUUUUUGCAGUCUCAGAAACAUUAGAAAGUCUUUUCCUGACAGUGAUGUCCUAUGACCGGUAUCAGGCCAUCUGUAACCCACUACAUUACUCCUCUGUUAUGAACUUCACAUUUUGUCUAAAAGCCGUUCUCUUGUUUUGGGUGAUUGCAUUUGCUGCUACAUUGAGUUUUAUAGUAACGUUGAGUCAACUACAGUUCUGUGGACCAAACAUUAUUGACCAUUUCUUCUGUGAUUUAGAUCCCAUUCUUGAACUUUCCUGCUCAGAUACUUUUUAUGUGAAAUUAGAAGACAUGAUCUUGGCUGCACCAUUUGUCAUUUGUCCAUUUAUGGUGAUUAUGGUCUCAUAUAUUUAUAUUAUCGUCACCAUAUUGAAGAUCCCAUCUACAACCGGGAGGCAGAAGACCUUCUCCACCUGUAGCUCUCACCUGGCCGUGGUCUCCUUAUUUUAUGGAUCCCUGAUCUGCAUCUAUUUAUUUCCAAACAAAGAAAAUGUAAAGAAAAUCCUCGCCCUGUUCUACACUGUAGUUACUCCGCUUCUCAAUCCUAUGAUCUACAGUCUGAGUAAUAGAGAGAUGAAACAGGCCUUUAAAAAGCUCAAGAGCAAAAUAUGUUAA